Messenger RNA from Phyllostomus discolor (pale spear-nosed bat), 645 nucleotides. RefSeq names its product NKG2-A/NKG2-B type II integral membrane protein-like. The record is from RefSeq and is a predicted model, not a curated record. NCBI's taxonomy places the organism in Eukaryota, Metazoa, Chordata, Mammalia, Chiroptera, Phyllostomidae. Gene Ontology annotation, biological process: positive regulation of natural killer cell mediated cytotoxicity; stimulatory C-type lectin receptor signaling pathway. The transcript is spliced from 4 exons. Bases 67 to 645 code for a protein of 192 amino acids.
CUGUGUCACUUAUUCGUAAGCACACAUAUUGUAGAGCACAGUCUCGGCCACCACUCAGCUGCAGACAUGAGUGACCAAAGAGUAACCUAUGCAGAACUGAAUCUGGCUAAGGACCCAAAGAGACAGCACAUGAAACCUAAGGGCACUAAAGGCUCCAUUCCAGGAACUGAGCAGGAACUAACCUAUGCAGAAUUAAAUCUUCAAAAUGCUUCUCAGAGUCUUCGAGGGAGUGACAAGAAUGACCACUGCAGAGCAUCCCUGUUACCUCCAGAGAAGCUCAUUGCUGGGAUCCUAGGGGUCAUCUGUUUUGUCCUGAUGACCACUGUGGUAACAACAGCUGUUAAUCAACGUAAUUCUUGGAUGACAAUAGAUAAUCUUUCCUCAGCAUAUCAUUGCGGUGGAUGUCCACCAGGAUGGCUUACAUAUUCCAACAACUGCUAUUACAUCAGCACUGAAUCAAAAACAUGGAAUGAGAGCUUGAUGGCCUGUGCUUCUAAGAGCUCUAACCUGCUCUAUAUAGAUAAUGAAGAAGAAAUGAGUUUUUUGAACAUUUUCAAAAUACAUCCAUGGACUGGACUGUCCCAGAGAAAUAAUACUAAUUCUUCGGUGGGGACAAUUGGCACAACUCUCUCUUCUGACCUGUAA